Molecule: messenger RNA, 930 nt
Organism: Mus caroli (Ryukyu mouse)
Lineage: Eukaryota; Metazoa; Chordata; Mammalia; Rodentia; Muridae
Product: melanoma-associated antigen B5-like
Biological process (GO): negative regulation of transcription by RNA polymerase II
Cellular component (GO): nucleus
Source: RefSeq, a predicted model, not a curated record
AUGGCAGCUAGAGAAUCCUCUGCCGCCUCCCAGAGCCAGCCUAAGGCUAAGUCUUCCAGCCCUCCCAAAGCAAAUCAGAAUGCAACACUGUCUGCCAAACUUAUUCUGAGUAGUUCAUCCUCAGAAUCAGAUGAAGGUUCCUAUAAGGAAAGUGAUCCAAGUAUACAAAAGAAGUACCCUUCUACUUCAGCUCUGCACCAAGAUCUAAUAGCAAGUAGUGUGGUGAUAUUGUUACAGUACCUGCUCCACAACUACAAUUUGAAGCAGCUCACUACCAAGGAAGAAAUGCUGAGGGUUAUCACCAAGAAACAUGAAAAUGACUUUCCUGAGAUCCUCCGGAAAGCCUCUGUGAAGCUCGAAGAUGCCUUUGCAGUGGAAGUGAGAGAAGUCAACUCCAGUCAGCCCUCAUACAACCUUAUCAGCAAGCUGAAACUCCCCAACAAUGGGAGGAUCCGUGCUGGCAAAGGCUUACCCAAGACCGGUUUCCUGAUGAGUGUCCUGGGGAUCAUCUUCAUUCAUGGCAACUGCGCCAGUGAAGAAGACGUGUGGAAAAUCCUGAAGAAGCAGCAGAUCUAUCCAGGGAAGAAACACCGCAUCUUUGGUGAGCCCAGGAAGCUCAUGACCCAGUAUUUGGUGAAGCUGAAGUACCUGGAGUACCGGCAGGUGGCCAAAAGUGAUCCUCCACGCUAUGAGUUCCUGUGGGGUCCCCAAGCCCAUGCUGAAACAAGCAAGAUGAAAGUCCUGGAAUAUUUGGCCAAGAUCAACAAAACAACACCUAGUACCUUCUCGAUCCUUUACCAAGAGGCUUUGAAAGAUGAGCAAGAACGAGCAAAAGCCAGAGAUGAAGAUAAUACUGAUACUGCUGACCAGUCUACUGAAGGUUCCCCAGAAAAAUCACCAGCAGCGUCUACCACCCCUGUUGACACUUGA